AUGAUCCUGAUGUGGUCGUCAUCCCGGAUCGGUCGCCGAGUGGCCUCCGCGUUCGUAUGCGGCCGUCAGCAGCUUCACCGGCAGCCCCAGUACCAACCACAACUCCAUCAUCAACAGCAUAAUCUACGGUAUUCCUCAACGGCAGACGGAGCGGUGGCCGCGCCGUUGCGUUGCACCAAGAAAAAAUCUGAUCGGGCGCCGUCCAAGCACUUGGUGGACGAGAAGACUGUCCGUGCGUUCGGUGGCCGUGGCGGUGAUGGGCGCGUGUCGUUCAUGAAGCUUUUCGGCAAUGAGAACGCAGGCCCGGAUGGCGGUGACGGAGGUAACGGCGGCCACGUGGUAUUCCGGGCUGCCGAGAACGUGACCGGGCUAGGGCACGUAUCCGUUGAGCUCAGGGCGCCCCCAGGCGAGCGUGGCUACAACAAAGACUGCCACGGAAAGUGCGCCGGUCACGAGUACGUGGACGUGCCGGUUGGCACUGUGGUCAAGGAUGGCGCCGGCCGGGUGGUUGGCGACCUGAGCCGGCCGGGCGUCAUGUUUGUGGCGGCCAGGGGCGGGGCGGGUGGCCACGGGAACCGUUACUUCGCCACGGAUACGGAGCAGACGCCCGAGGUGGCCGAAUUGGGAGGCGCGGGUGAGGUACUCCGGUACACGCUAGAGCUGAGCAGCAUCGCCGAUUUCGGGUUGCUGGGAUUUCCUAACGCGGGCAAGAGCACGCUGCUCCGAGCCAUCACCCGGGCCCGACCUAAGGUUGCUCCGUACCCGUUUACCACGCUCCAGCCGCACUUGGGAGUGGUCCGGUACGGCGACCAAGAGUCAGUGGCCGUGGCUGAUCUGCCUGGGCUCAUCGAGGACUCACACCGAGACCGCGGCCUGGGCGUGUCGUUUUUGCGGCACGUUCAGCGGUGCACCGCGCUGCUACUGGUCGUCGACCUGUCUGCGCCCGAGCCAUGGACGUACGUGGAUGUGCUCCGGCACGAGGUCCGGUGUUUCUCGGCCACGGUGCUCGACCGGCCGCAGCUGAUCGUCGCCAACAAGGUGGAUGUGGACGGCGCUCGAGACAAUCUAGCUGAACUCAGGCGCCGGUUGCCCGACGACGAGAUCGUCGAGAUAUCCGCCAAGCACGGUGUCAACUUGGAGCGCCUGCUGAAGCACAUGAAGCGAGUGUACGACCAACGGCGCAUAUCUGCAGAAGCGGACGCCGCCGCCGCUGACUUAGACUAG
This is a messenger RNA of Macrosiphum euphorbiae (potato aphid), 1224 nucleotides long. NCBI's taxonomy places the organism in Eukaryota, Metazoa, Arthropoda, Insecta, Hemiptera, Aphididae. The record is from the annotation of a GenBank genome assembly.